Messenger RNA from Candidozyma duobushaemuli, 1698 nucleotides. RefSeq names its product O-acyltransferase (gene GUP1). The transcript has a single exon. NCBI's taxonomy places the organism in Eukaryota, Fungi, Ascomycota, Pichiomycetes, Serinales, Metschnikowiaceae. Gene Ontology annotation, biological process: GPI anchor biosynthetic process. Gene Ontology annotation, cellular component: endoplasmic reticulum. The record is from RefSeq and is a predicted model, not a curated record. The coding region runs from base 1 to 1698 and encodes 565 amino acids.
AUGGAUUACCUACAGCCCGUGCUUCGGUUUUUCUCGCUUGAGGCCCUUGAUACAAGGCUAUACCCACCCGCAGAUGCUGUAAAGAAGCAGAAGGUCGUCUCCCGUGCUACCACUUCAAAAUGGCAUACGCUUGAAUUCAGGAUAUACGCCGUGGUUUUUAUCUUGGCUGUGCCUCUCAUGUGGAAGACGGCUAUGGACGCCUCCAAUGAGCAUAAUCCAAAUUACCCAAGGUACGAACCGCUAUUGAGUCAGGGUUGGAUGUUCGGGAGAAAAGUCGAUAACUCAGAUACGCAAUAUCGAUUCUUCAGAAACAACUUCUGGCUCCUAACGUCCUUAGUAGCUGGACACGUCCUGUUAAGAAAAGCUACGUCUAUGCUUAGCUUCCUGGUGAAGCGGAGCUGGUUCGAUAUCAGUUCCGGGAUCGUCUACUUAUUCACCCUUCAUGGAGUCAAUGUGUUGAAGAUCUUUUUCCAUCUUAUCGUCAUGUACUCGUUUGCCAAACGAAUCGAAGAACCAAAAUUAGCGAGGACGCUUCUUUGGGUUUACGGAAUUGCCACUCUCUUCAUCAAUGACAAGUUCUGGAAUGCGACAUUCCACAUAGGUAUACUCGACAAUGGCUUCAAGGGUAUCAUUGCACGCUGGGACGUGUUCUACAACUUCACACUUCUCCGAAUGCUCUCUUUUGGUUUGGAUUAUCUCGAGAAGAAGGACCUGAGCUCGUUGGAGUUGAAGCCUGUUGUCGAGAAUUUGGAUGACAGGCAGCGUUUGACCGCCCCGUUGCCCAAACUGGAUUAUAACUUCUUCAACUACUUCUCAUACAUCUCCUAUGCUCCGUUGUUUAUUGGUGGCCCAAUUGUGACCUUCAAUGACUACUUAUAUCAGACGCAAUAUUACCGAUCCAAGUCUACCACAGACACAAGAAGAAUCAUCAUCUAUGGCUUGCGUCUACUUUUUUGCAUUUUGGUGAUGGAAUUUAUACUACACCACAUGUAUGUCGUUGCGGUUUCCAAGACCAAAGCAUGGGACGGUGAUACACCCUUCCAAUUGUCGAUGUUGGGAAUGUUUAAUCUUAAUGUAAUCUGGCUCAAACUAUUGAUUCCAUGGAGACUAUUCCGGUUUUGGGCUUUGCUUGACGGUGUUGACCCACCAGAGAAUAUGAUCAGAUGCAUGGACAACAAUUACCUGGCUUUAGCAUUCUGGAGAGCAUGGCAUCGCUCUUACAACAAGUGGGUGAUCCGCUACAUUUAUGUUCCUCUUGGUGGUGGUGGAAGAAGAGGAGAAACUGGAGGCUCAAACGGCAUUAGGUCGAGAGUGGUUAAUACCCUCGUUGUCUUCAGUUUUGUCGCUGUGUGGCACGACAUUGAGCUCAAGCUUCUUCUCUGGGGCUGGCUCGUCGUGGUAUUCCUUCUUCCAGAAAUCAUAGCGACAAUCUACUUCAAGAAGUAUUCUGACAGACCAUGGUUCAGAUACUUGUGUGGCGUGGGAGCCUCCAUAAACAUUUGGCUUAUGAUGAUCGCCAAUUUGUUUGGCUUCUGUCUCGGUCAGGAUGGUACCGUGGCUCUUAUAAAAGAGAUGUUCAGUACUCCAGCUGGAUUGAGGUUUUUCAUCCUAGCCCUGGCCACUCUCUUCGUGGGAGUCCAAGUCAUGUUUGAAAUGAGGGAAGCAGAGAAAAGAAGAGGCAUCGACGUGAAGUGCUAA